GCCAGGGCGCUCCAGAGCCAUGUUAAGGGCGGCUAUAGAGGCAUGACCCAGAUAGUGGUAGAGUGAAGGAAUGAUGGAUUUUGACGAGCUGGUCCCUGUCGGUUCGAACAUGUAUUUGCCCAGUUGCACAUACUACGUCUCGGCGGGGGCAGACUUCUCAGGUCUACCCUCGUUUUUGUCCCAGACUCCGUCUACUCGCCCCAUGACAUACUCGUACUCAUCUAACCUGCCGCAAGUCCAGCCCGUGAGAGAGGUGACGUUCAGGGACUAUGCUGCCAUUGACGCGUCUGGUAAAUGGACACACCGGGGGAACCUGCCCCAGUGCUACCCCACCACGGAGGACAUGGUUCACCGGGACUGUCUGUCCUCGCAGCCCACCAUGGGGGAAAUGUUUGCCAAAAACAACUCUGCCGCAGCUGCCGCGUACCACCACCACUCCGGCGCGGGCUCUGCAGCGUCCAAUUUCUACGGAAACGUUGGCAGGAAUGGGGUGCUGCCCCAAGCCUUCGACCAGUUUUUCGAGACAGCAUACGGUAACGCCUCGGAAGCUCCGUCGUCUAACGUCUACUCAGGGAACACAACGGCCACCAAACAAACAAGCUCCGCGGCAGAGCACGAGCCAUCGUGCCGGGACACUGAGGGGAAGGAGCCACACGAGGAGACCAGCAGUCCGGAGUCCUCUUCCGGCAACAAUGAGGAGAAAUCGAGCAGCAGCAGUACGUAUUAAGUCAGCAGCCUGGUUAUGAGAGAAAGUUUGCAAUCUAGCGCGCUGCUGUUAAAUUUUUUAUAUGGUGUUUUAUAAGCGUAUAAGGUUUAUAGAGGGCCUGUAGAUUUCCCCAACAAAACUUUGUUAUAAACUUCAGGAUCACGUGCUUGGAAUUGAAAUUGGCCGUGAAAGAAAUCAAAACGAGUGAUUUUUCUUAACACUCCCUAAAGUUUUUAAAAAGCACGUAGUUAUUACUGUGAAUUAUAACGUAGACCUAAUACUCCUGGUCGCACAUAAAUGUAGCCUAGUUUCACGGUUUCUUGGCGUUAAAAUAGCACUUACUUGCUUGUAAUGAGGGGGGUGCCUCUGGUUUAAGGGUUAGGACAUUGGAGCUGGUGCGUUAAAGCAAUCAGGCAGUUUGUGUGUUGCACUAGUAUGCUAUUUGUCAUGUUCCUGAUGUGAGAAAUCAAGAAGCUGAUCAAAUUUCAUCUAUUGAUGAGUUAUUACUGUUGAUAUUAUUUUAUGAUUAAUUGCAUUUCGUCUAUAGCCUUACAUGCAUGCUGAAAACUGUCAGUGAUCAUGCAUAGCAUAUGCAGUGUUGUGGAUACGAACACUGGCUUCAUAUUGUAAUUGUAAUUGAAUUACUGCAUAAUUAAGAUAUAGAAAUGAAAAGAGGCAAUAACAAUAUUUUUCGUCGUAUUGAUUUGGUCAAUGCGCAAUUAUAGACUACCUAAAAGCCUAUAACAAUGCCUAUAAAUCCUAGAACAUAGUCAUGGAUAAUUUGAGCUUUUUGUAUUUUUUUGUGACCGACAUUCUCUUCUCUUCUCUCUUCUAGAUGGACAGAGGACUCGUAAGAAAAGAUGUCCUUAUACAAAAUAUCAGAUCCGAGAACUGGAGAGGGAGUUCUUUUUCAGUGUGUAUAUCAACAAAGAGAAAAGACUCCAGCUUUCUCGUAUGCUGAACCUCACCGACCGCCAAGUGAAAAUCUGGUUUCAGAACCGAAGAAUGAAGGAAAAGAAAUUAAACAGAGACAGAUUACAGUAUUACACCACGAACCCGCUGCUUUAGGUGUGACUUGUCAUAUGCGUUUACAGACUUAUUGACUCGCUGUGGUCUCUUUCCCCUGACGUUUGUGGCAGCAGUAGCAACAACACAACAACAACGUCUACAGCUGCAACACGAUGCUCAACUGUUAAUUUCAAGUUCGAGGACAGGCAGCAGAAUCGCUACUGAUUUCCAUCAGUUUGAGAACGAGCAUGAUUUAAAUUGACACAUUGAUGGCAUUUUGGCCAUCAGACUUUGUUUAAAAAAUAUAUUUCUUCGGAUUUUGUCCUCACCAAGACUAUGUUUCUUGUGUAUCCUAAUAUUAUUGUGACACUGUAGGCCUAUAGCCUUCAUUUUCGCCUCGAAGCGCGAACAGCCUUACCAGUCUAACAAUGACUGAACCGGGAGCAUUUUGUAAUCAAAAGUCCUCUUGUAAAUUACGUUUUCUGUUAGUAAAAUCGUACGAGUGGUGACGUGGUAUAGGUUUCUUGUUGGCAGACAAUAUGUGAUGUUGUGCAUUUAAUAAUUGAGGCUAUGACUUUAAUUAAUGAAUUGGUGUGCCCUAAUAAUGAGACUUGGAAGGGCGCGAUUGUAAAUUGUCUCUGUGUGUAAGGUUUAUUUAUUUUGCAGCCACUGAUUUCCUAUCACUUUUAAAAGAAUACCAACUGCAAAGCUAUAUCAGAAAAAGAAUAAGGACUCGGUGUUAAAUUGUGUUGACCCCAAACCGUGACUAGGCCAUUGCUACCACUGUAAUAGUUUCAACACAACACAUGUAGUAACGUUUGUUUAUAUUUUGUAUACUUCAUUACCACACUUAAUUUGGCUUUGAAUUUGAUGUUAAUGCACGGACAAACCCAAUAAGAAGAAUAUUAACCCUAUACAGACAGAACCAGAUAUAAGCUUGUUCAGCCUCAUUGUAGCCUAUAGCCGAAUUGUUGCAUUGCGACACGCCUGUUGUUAAUACAGGCCUUGAAUGCAACAAGACCGCAAUCUUUCGAUACCCAGAUUCAGCCAAUAUGCAUCCAGGUUUUUUUCAAAUAGGACGAAAUAUUUCUUUAUGUUAUUCACAGGUCUUUUUGUUUUCUGUUGCAGUAACAUGAACGUGAAAUGCGUUUUGAAAUGUACUGUCAGGGACAUAAUCUUGGAUCAAUUGCUUGGUAUGCCCCAAAUAUUCUGUAUUAUCC
This is a messenger RNA of Coregonus sp. 'balchen', 2934 nucleotides long. NCBI's taxonomy places the organism in Eukaryota, Metazoa, Chordata, Actinopteri, Salmoniformes, Salmonidae. The record is from the annotation of a GenBank genome assembly.